CAACUGUUUGGCAUAAAGGAAAGCCUGCCACAAUCAAAUGGAAGAUACUCGAAAAAGCCGAUGUGACUUCGACCACGAUUGAGCUCUUACGCGGUGAUCCUGAAAACCUCGAUCACAUUAUGGUGAUUUCCAAUAAAGUGAACCCGAACUCUCUUGCUCAUACUUGGACCGUGAAAAAUGAUUUACCGGCUGGAAAAGAUUAUGUUAUUCAGAUCGGUGAAGAGAAUCAUAAGAUUCGAUAUAGUCAUAAAUUUGAAAUCGCCAAUUAG
This is a messenger RNA of Ambispora gerdemannii, 269 nucleotides long. NCBI's taxonomy places the organism in Eukaryota, Fungi, Glomeromycota, Glomeromycetes, Archaeosporales, Ambisporaceae. The record is from the annotation of a GenBank genome assembly.